This is a messenger RNA of Helianthus annuus (common sunflower), 1698 nucleotides long. RefSeq lists its product as uncharacterized. Lineage: Eukaryota; Viridiplantae; Streptophyta; Magnoliopsida; Asterales; Asteraceae. Gene Ontology annotation, molecular function: nucleic acid binding; zinc ion binding. The transcript is spliced from 4 exons. Bases 1 to 1698 code for a protein of 565 amino acids. The record is from RefSeq and is a predicted model, not a curated record.
AUGUCGGAAGGAAAUGAUGAUGAUCCGGUGCAGACAAGCUCCGAACAAAUGAAAGAAAUGAUUACCGAAGAAGUGGAAAAGGCAAUUGAUGGUAGUCUAUCCGGGUUUAUAGACAAAAUCCAAAGCACAUUGUUGUCACUUGUAGAAGAGCGAGUUAAAAGGUUGGAAGACAGUGUCAACCUUAUGAAGGAGAAAUCGGGAGAACGGGUGUUUGAAAGGACCCAUUGUGAUGAAAGCGACUUUGUUGCUUACGGAACGGGUCAGUUGAGAGGUCAAGCCAAAGAUUGGUGGGACAACAAAAAGAAUGAAAUAGGAGCCGAGGCGGCGAAAACCAUGACAUGGGAGGAGUUUAAGACUCCGUUUCUUAAACAUCAUAGCCCUAAGGCGGUCAUUAAUAAAAUCAAGGAAGAGUUCAUGCAGCUGAGGCACAAGGGCGAGACCAUAGACAAGAUUACGGCGAUGUUUAUGGAUAAAAUAAAGUUUAGUAGUGAGUUGGUAACGAAUGAAGAACAGAAAAUAUACUACUAUUAUGACAUGUUGAGCGCCGAAUAUAGGGAGUUUAUGACUCCUUCAAAAUACGAGACCCUUACCGAAAUCAUAAACGUUGCUCGGGAACGAGAAAUCGAGUUGAAGAAACAAGUUGAAAGGGGUGAGCAAAGGGCGCAAGAUGUGAACCCAAGCCCUACAAAGAAAGCUCGAACUGGAGAGUCAGGAAAGAAAGUGGAUGCUAAAGGCGGGUCGCCAAGCUGCAAACUAUGUGGAAAAGGACACAAGGGAGAGUGUCGGUUCAAAGACAAGUCGUGCCCAAUAUGCAGUAAAACGGGGCACACGGUGUCUCUAUGCCCGGGUAAAGUUUCAGUUUGUUACAAAUACUAUCAGCCCGGUCACAAAAAGUCUGAAUGCCCGGAAUUGGUUGGGAAGAGAGACACAAAGGAGUCUCCAACGGAAGCUCCAAAGGCAAAGGCUAGAUCCUUCCAACUUACUGCGGCUGAAGCAAAAACAGAACCCGAUGUGGUCUCAGAAGUUGAAAUAGGGGACAACAAAAGCUUUAUAGUUUGUGAUAUUUGUCGAGGCUGUAAAUUAAAUAUUGAUGAUGAAGAAUAUUUGAUAGACCUAAUCCCGAUGUCAAUGGGAGAGUUUCAAAUAGUUGUUGGGAUGGAUUGGCUAUCUCAGCACCACGCAAAGAUCGUGUGUUUUCGUAAGGAGAUAAAGCUAACAUCUCCUAGCGGAAAACACGUUACAAUCUAUGGCGAAAAGGGAGGCAACCCUACAAUAUGCUCGAUGAUAAAGGCUCACAAGCUCAUCAGACAUGGGUGUAAAGCAUUUAUGAUAUACGCGAACGAGCCCGAGAAAGAAUUACCAAAGAUUGGAGACGUACCCGUAGUGCGUGACUUUGAAGAUGUAUUUCCGGAUGAUCUACCGGGAAUGCCGCCCGAGCGGGAGGUGGAAAAAGCGGACUAUGUCCCAAUACGAGUAAGGUCAAUGCAACUUGUGGUGACCUCGGGUAUACUUGAACGUAUCCGAGAGGCGCAAGUAGAAGCGGUUAAGGAGGAGAAUUGGAAGAAGGAAAGAAUAAUCGGCCAGUUAAAAGACUUGUCGGAUGGAAAGAACGGGUUGAAGACUCGAUCCGGAAGAAUAUGGGUUCCAAAUACUUGUGGAGUGAAGGCGCUACUACUUAAUGAGGCCCAUAAAUCCUGA